Molecule: messenger RNA, 2121 nt
Organism: Lemur catta (Ring-tailed lemur)
Lineage: Eukaryota; Metazoa; Chordata; Mammalia; Primates; Lemuridae
Gene: TBXA2R
Product: thromboxane A2 receptor
Exons: 3
Coding region: 445-1476 (343 amino acids)
Biological process (GO): positive regulation of vasoconstriction; adenylate cyclase-activating G protein-coupled receptor signaling pathway; inflammatory response
Cellular component (GO): plasma membrane
Molecular function (GO): thromboxane A2 receptor activity
Source: RefSeq, a predicted model, not a curated record
AGAGACAGCCAGAGACAAAGAGAGACAGGGAUCGGGAGAGACCCAGCGGCGCCGCCGAGCCGGGGGUCCCCUCCGUCCCCAUCCCGGGCUAGGUCGAGGCCCAGCGGACCCCUCCAGGCCGGGUCCCCGCGAACCUGGGGCGUCCUCUGCCUCCACGCCCUCCCUCUGGUCCCAGAGCCGACGUGCCAGCGCCAGGGUCCUCCGCUCGGCCCGCCCUCGGCUGUGACUCGGUUUCCCCCAGGAUCCCCCGGGGAUCCCCCUGGAGCCCAGCCCGCCCUUCCCCGCCCUCCGCCCGCUCCGCUUCCAAGACUGCAGCGCCCAGACCCCCGCGCGGCCGGAUCCGCCCAAGUGGGGUCGGCUCAGGUGUUCCCAAGCCAGUGCCAAACCUGUCUGUAGCCUCGGCCGGAUGGGGUGGUGACCGACUGGUCUCUCGGCUCCAGCGCCAUGUGGUCCAACAACAGCUCCCUGGGGCCCUGUUUCCGGCCGACGAACAUCACGCUGGAGGAACGGCGCCUGAUCGCGUCCCCCUGGUUCGCCGCCUCCUUCUGCGUGGUGGGCCUGGCCUCCAACCUGCUGGCCCUGAGUGUGCUGGCGGGCGCGCGCCAGGGCGGCUCGUACACGCGCUCCUCCUUCCUCACCUUCCUCUGUGGCCUCGUCCUCACCGACUUCCUGGGGCUGCUGGUCACCGGCACCAUUGUGGUGGCCCAGCACGCCGCCCUCUUUGACUGGCGUGCCGUGGACCCCAGCUGCCGCCUCUGCCACUUCAUGGGGGUUGUGAUGGUGUUUUUCGGCCUGUGCCCCCUGCUGCUGGGCGCCACCAUGGCCUCGGAGCGCUAUCUGGGCAUCACCCGGCCGUUCUCGCGCUCCGUGUUCGCCUCCCAGCGCCGCGCCUGGGCCACGGUGGGGCUGGUGUGGGCCGUGGCGCUGGCGCUGGGCCUGCUGCCCCUGCUGGGCGUGGGCCGCUACUCCAUCCAGUACCCGGGCUCCUGGUGCUUCCUCACGCUGGGUGCAGAGCCGGGGGACGUGGCCUUCGGCCUGCUCUUCUCCAUGCUCGGCAGCCUCUCGGUGGGACUGUCCUUCCUGCUCAACACGGUCAGCGUGGCCACGCUCUGCCACGUCUACCACGGCCAGGAGGCCGCCCAGCAGCGCCCCCGGGACUGCGAGGUCGAGAUGAUGGCGCAGCUCUUGGGCAUCAUGGUGGUGGCCAGCGUCUGCUGGAUGCCUCUCCUGGUCUUCAUCGCCCAGACAGUGCUGAGGAACCCGCCUGCCAUGAGCCCCGCUGGGCAGCUGUCCCGAGCCACAGAGAAGCAGCUGCUGAUCUACCUGCGUGUGGCCACCUGGAACCAGAUCCUGGACCCCUGGGUGUACAUCCUGUUCCGCCGCGCGGUGCUCCGGCGCCUGCACCCCCGCCUCAGCGUGCGGCCCAGGUCCCUCUCCCUGCGGCCUCAACUCCCACGGGGCUCCGUGCUGCAGUAGGGCCCGGGCGGCACAGCCGGACAUCACCCCUGCCCGCGCGUCCCCCGCGAAACCCUCGGUCCCCUCUGACGGUGGCAUCUGCCUGUUCUGAUGCUCCAUGAACCGCGUGUGCUGGACGGACAGAGGGUUUCGGCUACGGGAUCAUGGGCGCCUUCCAUCCAACCUGGGGACCCCCCAACUCCUCCCUGACCCCUGUCCGAGGCCUAGGCCCCCUCCCCCACUCAGACCACAGGCCCCUUCCCCGAGACCCUCCCAACCCCAGGAAGCGGCAUGGUGGGGGUGUCGGAAGAGCGUCUGGUAAGGCUCAAAGUGGCCAGGGUCCCCCCCUCUUCCAGUAGUCCUCCUGACAUGGGGGAUUCCUUGACCCCUGAAUAUGACCUGCUUGCUGGGACACAGUUGCUUCCCUUUGAGGCUCCAGCCUGGAAAGGCUCUGUCUAGAAGAGAUUGAAUGUGGACAGGAAGGACACCCCUCUCUGGCCAAAAUGUUCCCCCCUUUGGCUUUGGUUUCCUUUGGCUCCAGAAGCCAUCAGCCUCCGGGGUUCCGACCUCAGGGAUGGGGCUGGGGUCUAGUGCCUCUGCCACCUCAUUUAUCAAGUGGUUUCUUUUCUUUUCUUUUCUUUUCUUUUUUUUUUUUUUUUUUUUGAG